Molecule: messenger RNA, 651 nt
Organism: Uranotaenia lowii
Lineage: Eukaryota; Metazoa; Arthropoda; Insecta; Diptera; Culicidae
Gene: Cypl
Product: peptidyl-prolyl cis-trans isomerase-like 1
Exons: 2
Coding region: 103-633 (176 amino acids)
Biological process (GO): protein folding; protein peptidyl-prolyl isomerization
Cellular component (GO): catalytic step 2 spliceosome
Molecular function (GO): peptidyl-prolyl cis-trans isomerase activity
Source: RefSeq, a predicted model, not a curated record
UUCUGUUCUUACUACCUACGCAGCGCAGGAAGUAAACAACGCUGGCACUCGGAGGAUUAUUUCAAAUUUUAAAUUGAUUGCCCAACAGUAAAACGUUUAACGAUGCUCGCCAUUCAAACGCCCACAACUUCCGCUGGAAUCCCGGACAAACUGUGGCAGCCCAACUUUGUCACAUUUGAAACAUCGAUGGGCGAAGUCUGUAUCGAGCUGUACUGGAAGCACGCUCCCAACACCUGUCGGAACUUUGCGGAGCUCGCCCGGCGAGGUUACUACAAUGGGACCAUAUUUCAUCGGAUCAUUCGAGACUUCAUGAUUCAGGGUGGGGAUCCCACGGGAACCGGUCGAGGCGGGCAAUCCAUCUAUGGGCCAUCGUUUGCCGAUGAGAUAAGCGCCGAUCUAAAGCAUACCGGUGCCGGAAUACUUUCGAUGGCCAAUUCCGGACCGGACACGAAUGGGUCCCAGUUUUUCAUCACCUUGGCGCCGACCCAGUGGCUUGAUGGGAAACACACGAUUUUCGGGCGCAUUUACUCGGGAAUGCAAACGGUCAAGCGCAUCGGGCUGGUGGAGACGGAUAAGAACGAUCGUCCCGUGGAACAGGUGAAGAUUUUGAAGGGAAAGGUAGAGAAAUACUAAUAGAUUAAUUUUGACGAA